Molecule: messenger RNA, 3483 nt
Organism: Mastomys coucha (southern multimammate mouse)
Lineage: Eukaryota; Metazoa; Chordata; Mammalia; Rodentia; Muridae
Product: adhesion G protein-coupled receptor E4
Exons: 19
Coding region: 166-2241 (691 amino acids)
Biological process (GO): cell surface receptor signaling pathway; adenylate cyclase-activating G protein-coupled receptor signaling pathway
Cellular component (GO): membrane
Molecular function (GO): G protein-coupled receptor activity; calcium ion binding
Source: RefSeq, a predicted model, not a curated record
CAGUUUUCUCAUAUGACCACAAAAUUCCUUGAGAAAGAGAGAACAAGAUAAGCAGUGGUGCACUUCCUCUUUCAUUGUUGCCGAGAAUGUUCCAGACUGAGUGAGAAGCAAAAAUUCAUCAUCUCUGAAGAACCUUCACCCGGCUCUGUUGAAGAAAUUCCCAAAAUGUUGGUGGUGGCAACUGGACAUAUGGGAAGCAGGUGCCUGUUGCAUACCUCGGUUCCUGGCAUGCUGCUUAUCUGGUCAAUAUUACAAUUGAUGAAUAUUUCAGCUUCCUGCCCCCAGUGCAAUGAAAAUGCCAGCUGCUUCAACAGCACCCACUGUAUUUGUAAAGAAGGAUUCUGGACAGGCUCUGAGAAUAGAAGGAUUGUUGAACCCCAUGUGAAAUGUCAAGAUAUUAAUGAGUGUCUCUUGAAAGAACUGGUAUGCAAGGACGUGUCAUACUGUAGAAAUAAAAUUGGGACUUACAUAUGCAGCUGUGUAGUAAAAUAUCCUUUAUUCAACUGGGUAGCUGGCAUUAUUGAAAUUGAUCAUCCUGAUUGUUAUGUGAACAACAGCAAGAAAAUAGGAUCAAAACCAAGUAUUUUGGGAGUACUGAGUGAAUAUAAAUCCAAAGAGGAUGUUGCAAAAGGGGCUACCAUGUUACUUCACCAAGUGGAACUUCACAUCUUGAAUGAAAACUCAGCUAUACCAAAAAAGGAUGAAAAUCCUUCAUGGGAUAUAGUGUAUGAAACUAAGAGGUGCAAGACAAUGGCUCUUCUAGAAGCUGGCAACAACACAAUGAAGGUUGACUGCACUAGUGCUUUCAAAGAAAGCAAAAGUGGAGGUGAAACUGCAGUGGCUUUUAUUGCAUACAAGUCUCUUGGGAAUGUUCUAAAUGGAUCCUUUUUUAGUAACAAAGAAGGGUUUCAGGAAGUAAAAUUAAACUCUCACAUUGUUAGUGGAGCCAUUCGCUCAGAGAUCAAACCUGUCCUCUCUGAACCUGUACUCCUGACUUUACAAAAUAUCCAGCCCAUUGACUCAAGAGCAGAACAUCUCUGUGUCCAUUGGGAAGGAUCAGAGGAAGGGGGUAGCUGGUCUACUAAAGGAUGCUCUCACGUGUAUACCAAUAAUUCCUACACCAUUUGCAAGUGUUUCCACCUGUCUAGCUUUGCUGUGCUCAUGGCUCUAUCCCAUGAGGACGAUGCUGUGCUUUCUGCACUCUCUGUGAUCACCUAUGUGGGACUGAGUCUUUCUCUCUUGUGCCUGUUCCUGGCUGCCAUCACUUUUCUCCUGUGCCGGCCCAUUCAGAAUACCAGCACUACACUCCACCUGCAGCUCUCCAUCUGCCUUUUCCUGGCUGAUCUCCUCUUCCUCACAGGCAUCAACAGAACUAAGCCUAAGGUGCUGUGCUCCAUAAUAGCGGGAAUGUUGCACUAUCUCUACUUGGCUUCCUUCAUGUGGAUGUUUCUGGAAGGGCUACACCUUUUUCUUACUGUGAGCAAUCUCAAAGUGGCCAACUACAGCAACUCAGGCAGAUUCAAGAAGAGGUUCAUGUAUCCUGUAGGAUAUGGGCUUCCUGCUUUUAUUGUUGCUGUAUCUGCAAUAUCUGGCCACAGGAAUUAUGGAACAUACAACCAUUGCUGGCUCAGUCUUCAUAGAGGAUUCAUCUGGAGCUUCUUGGGGCCAGUGGCAGCCAUUAUCUUGAUAAACCUGGUGUUCUACUUUCUAAUUAUAUGGAUUUUGAGAAGCAAACUUUCUUCUCUCAAUAAAGAAGUUUCUACACUUCAAGACACAAAGAUUAUGACAUUUAAAGCCAUUGUUCAGUUAUUUGUAUUGGGAUGUUCUUGGGGCAUUGGCUUAUUUAUUUUCAUUGAAGUUGGGAAGACAGUGAGAUUGAUCGUUGCGUACCUGUUCACCAUCAUCAAUGUCCUCCAGGGUGUUUUGAUAUUUCUGGUACAUUGUCUGCUUAAUCGCCAGGUGCGGAUAGAAUAUAAGAAGUGGUUUCAUAGACUGUGGAAAGAAGUUGAAAAUGAAAGCACUGAAGUAUCUCAUUCUACUACUCACACAAAAAUGGAUCUGUCUCUGAACCUGGAAAAUUUCUGCCAAGCAGGAAGCCUCCAUGCUCCUUCUGACUCCAUCCCUCCGAGUACUGAAGUUGCAAGUGUAUAUUUAACAACACCCAGGUUUCACCUGGGUGCUGAGGAUAUGAACUCAGGUUUGCAGAUUCAGUCUACGGCUUGCUGUACAAGUGUCUAUUGAGGAUGUGACAACACAGGAUAACACACAGAUUUGAAAGAGUCACAAGAAACAACAUUCAUGAUACUGUUCUUAAAUUGAAGACCUUAUUGCUGAAGUCACCACCCAUUUGAGAAGACACAUUAUUAAGAAAUCAAUAUGAAACUGACCAGAAGUUUCUUUUUGAUGCCUAUAUUUUUACAGUAUGUAUAUUUUACAUAUAUUAACAUAUAUGAUAUUUAAAAAGCAGCUAAGGAAAAAUAGACAUUAAAGAUAGUAUGUAGUGUUGGAACUUUCUCCUGGAAUCAUGGACACUGGCAACUUUGUAAUGUCCAGUAAGUGGAGUAAAUGACUUUAUUGAUGAAUCUGAAGCCUUCUCUACAGGAAAUGUUUUAUGUCUUAUUCUGUAACAUAGUCAAGUAUCAGAAUACAAGUCAUAGACCCUAGAGAGGAAUAUACUAAUGUUCUGAUGAAUAGUAAUGUCCUCAAAAUAACCACCAAGUUUUUGUUUAGAUUUGGGCUGAUCUUAAAUUUGGUCAAAGAAGCUUCUUUGUAAAAUGGGUAAUGUUAAUGUAAAGAUUCAAAACUGGUAAAAUUGUAUCUGUGAGUUAAUCACUGCGAGUGCUCAUCUGUAGAUGGGUCAUCUAUAUCACACAUAUACACAUGCCUUACUCAUUACAUAUUACUCAUCAUACAUCAUACAUCAAGCACACAUCAAGACCUGAGUAACAUCUUGGAAGAGUGGUCAGAAAAAAAUGCAUGAAAUAGAGGAUGAUGAAGCAAUCACCAAAAUAAUGUCAUUCAGAUAGGAUGCAGAUGAUGAAAGUAAUCAUGGCACAGAACCUGUGUUUUCUUCUUCAAUACCUAUACACAAUCAAACGAGGAUAAUUUCAGCAUAGAUAUAAAGGAGACUUCCAAAUCCUGUUUGUCUGGAGAAGUUGCUAUUGAUAGCUGCAUUGGAAGUGUGGUCACAUCAGGGUGCUUAGGCCUCUGUAGUUUAGCAUUUGAGGCUACAUCUCAAGUUGAAACAAAAACUUUACAGUAUCACUCAUAUGGUGCUAGCUUUACAGGAAUAAAACAUACAAGAGUAAAGGUGCUAUGGGGGAUUGCAUGAAAAUUUCAGAAGGCCACUUAGGCUUGUGUAAGGGGCCACUUGUGGCCUGUAUUUAUGGAAACAAAUAUCCUAGGAAUGUAUAUUUUAUGAAGAAACCUCUUUGCUAACAUUUUCAUAAGUCUCUUUUUUUAAAUAAAAUUGUAUUUCACAAC